AUGAUCCCAGAACGAAACUGUGCUGGUCAAUUCGGCAUUCAUUCAGCUGAUAAGAGUUUACCGGGAUCGGUGACAGUCAAAGAGAAAUGGUGCUUUCAAAGAUUGGCUGAUCAAAUCGAACGAAAGAGUACUUCGGAAAAAAUCGACGUCUAUCAAUGCCGUCAAUGUGUCUUUCAUACGUGCUGGCUUGGUUGGAGGGUUUUGCCGGCUCACCGCGACUAUCUCACGAAUCUUCGUUCUGUGCCC
This is a messenger RNA of Mesorhabditis belari, 246 nucleotides long. Lineage: Eukaryota; Metazoa; Nematoda; Chromadorea; Rhabditida; Rhabditidae. The record is from the annotation of a GenBank genome assembly.